Molecule: messenger RNA, 1306 nt
Organism: Mobula hypostoma (lesser devil ray)
Lineage: Eukaryota; Metazoa; Chordata; Chondrichthyes; Myliobatiformes; Myliobatidae
Product: apolipoprotein M-like
Exons: 6
Coding region: 106-669 (187 amino acids)
Biological process (GO): high-density lipoprotein particle remodeling; cholesterol efflux; high-density lipoprotein particle assembly
Cellular component (GO): high-density lipoprotein particle; low-density lipoprotein particle; very-low-density lipoprotein particle
Molecular function (GO): phospholipid binding; lipid carrier activity
Source: RefSeq, a predicted model, not a curated record
AAUCCCCCUCCAGAGUUUUCAACGCUCGACAUUUCUCUCUGACAGCUGAACGCUUGGGAUUUGUUCAGACAUUCCUGAUUCGGGGAAGUGGGAUAUUUUGCAGCCAUGUACCAACGAUUAUGGUCAUGGUUGUUGUAUCUUGUUGGUAUAACAAUGCAAGUCUUCUGGAACUGUGACUACAACGACAAGGUAACUGCUGGAAGCCUCAACAAGACCCAGUACUCCGGCAAGUGGUACUUCAUUAUGAUAGCUGCGGAUUCCGACAGUUCACUGCUGAAAUUCGGGGCGAUGGACAGUGCCGUCUUCCUCCUCACGCCCAUGAAAGCCGAAGGGAAGCUUCUACUGCAGGGAGAGUUCCGCCUUAGCGAAACAACAAACUGCCUAUUUCGCCAGUGGACCUAUUACAUCAGCAAUCAGACACAGGAGAUGAUCCUCGAGGGACGUCCUGAGCAGAGGACAGAGAUCUUUGUGAAGGAUGGAGAUGAUUACAUUAUGCUGCUGGAGGUACAGGAAGAAGGGCUGGAAACCUUCAAGAGGCUGAUGCUUUAUGGCAGGUCACCAACCCUGACCGAUGGCCUGCGGCUGGACUUCGAGCACCGCGCCCACUGCAUGGAUCUGACAUCAAUUUUCGUGCUGAAGCAAGCCCAAGCACCUUGUGAGAUUUCCUGAAUUAGUUUUGAAACCUUCCACACCCUGUGCAACAACGCCAGAUGAGAACAAUCCACAAAUGCCUUCAUCUGCCUUCGGUAUCGUGUCCCUUGUGGAGUAAUAGUUACAGCUAUGCAUUAGCAGUUCAUGAUUACCUUUGUUUGGCCGGAAUUUAGUUUUUAUUAGAGAAUAGCAAAAUGAAAAAAAUCGAAACUGUCCUUCUGCCUAUUUUGAUCAGGGGGUUAAUAGAAUUGGAGAGGAAAAACCUUUUGGACCAAGACACAGAGGAGGUGGAGGAACUCAGUGGGUCGGGCAGCAUCUAUGAUGGGAAAUGGUCAGUCAACAUUUCAGGUCAAGACCCUUCCCUCCAGCUCCUUUGUGAAUUGCUCCAGAUUUCCAGUAUCUAGUCUCUUUUUUCUUAUUUUUGUUUGGGAUGAGAUUGAUUUCUUACUUCCACAGCACUACUAUACACCUGACAAUAGGUGGCACUGCUGAGCACCUUUCAGCACAUUGACCCCUCUGCACCACCUGCAGGUGAAAUGAGGUAUUACAGGAAUAGAGAAAAUGGCUCCUCAUCCCUCAAUUGAGAAAGCCCUUGAACCUUGGGAACAAAAUGAUUCAGAUCAAAUUCACUUUGUACGAGACUACUCACCUAGAU